UGUGUUGUUUAUUGUGCGAUAAAAAACGAAAGAAAAUCCACAAAAGUUUAAUUAGAAAAUUAAAACCGUUUGAAAUUUACCUUAAAUGUAUAUAUAACAACUAAAACAUGGUGAAUGUUAUGAAAGGAGUGCUUGUUGAAUGCGAUCCGGCUAUGAAACAAUUUUUAUUACACUUGGAUGAAACAUCAGCUUUGGGACGUAAAUUUAUCAUACAAGAUUUGGAUGAAAGUCAUCUAUUUAUAUCAACAGAAAUCGUCGAGACUUUACAAGCCCGUGUCGAUGAGUUAAUGGAUCGUAUUAGUUUUCCUCUACACGAAAGAGAAGCUUAA
Molecule: messenger RNA, 329 nt
Organism: Calliphora vicina (urban bluebottle blowfly)
Lineage: Eukaryota; Metazoa; Arthropoda; Insecta; Diptera; Calliphoridae
Gene: Tfb5
Product: transcription factor B5
Exons: 2
Coding region: 108-329 (73 amino acids)
Biological process (GO): transcription by RNA polymerase II; transcription initiation at RNA polymerase II promoter; nucleotide-excision repair, preincision complex assembly
Cellular component (GO): transcription factor TFIIH core complex; transcription factor TFIIH holo complex
Source: RefSeq, a predicted model, not a curated record